Molecule: messenger RNA, 1909 nt
Organism: Aquila chrysaetos chrysaetos
Lineage: Eukaryota; Metazoa; Chordata; Aves; Accipitriformes; Accipitridae
Gene: METRN
Product: meteorin, glial cell differentiation regulator
Biological process (GO): glial cell differentiation; positive regulation of axonogenesis
Molecular function (GO): hormone activity
Source: RefSeq, a predicted model, not a curated record
GUGCGGGCAGGGCCGGGCAGGGCCGGGCCGGGCCGCCCCGGGGCCGCCGCGGGCGCGGCCAUGUGGGCGCUGCGGGCGCUGUGCCUGGCCGGGCUGGGCGCGGCGCUCGGCGGUGCCUCGGCGGACCAGUGCAGCUGGAGGGGAAGCGGGCUGUCGCAGGAGGCAGGCAGCGUGGAGCAGCUCUCCCUGCACUGCGCCGAGGGCUCGCUGGAAUGGCUGUACCCCACGGGGGCCCUUCGCCUCCGCCUGGCCCCCCGCCUGCCCCCCCCUACCGCCGCCGUCAAGGGCAGGAGCCCCCAGCAUGUCACCGCCUGCGUCAAACCCUCCGGCACCUUCCGGGGGGCUCAGCUCUACCUGGAGAGGGAGGGAGUGCUGGAGCUGCUGCUGCCGGAGGCCCCCCGCCCUCGCGUCCGCUGCUUCAGCUGGCUGCCCCGGGAGAAGGUGGCUCUUUUCCUGCAGGCCACCCCGCACCGCGACAUCAGCCGCCGCAUCGCCGCCUUCCGCUACGAGCUGCGGGGGGACUGGCUGGCCCGCCCGGCGCUGCCCGCCGCCAGCUUCACCGGAGAAGGGGCGUGCCGGCCGUGCAACGACACCGAGAUCCUGAUGGCCAUUUGCACUAGUGACUUUGUGAUCCGUGGCAGCAUCCGGAGCGUCUCCAAUGACGUGGAGCUGCAGGAAUCCGUCAUCGGGGUGAGCGCCGCCCGCAUCCACCGCCAAAAGUUCCCCCUUUUCCAGGCGGGGGGACGGCCGGGGCGGCCGGCGGGCAGCAUCCGCACCCCGCUGCGCUGCGGCGUCAAGCCAGGCCCUGGCACCUUCCUUUUCACGGGGUGGCUGCAUUUUGGCGAAGCCUGGCUGAGCUGCGCACCCCGCUAUAGGGACUUCCAGCGCAUCUACGAGGGGGCACGGCGCACGCGCCAGAACCCCUGUGAGUUCCCCGUGGACUGAGGGGCUCGGGGAGGGCAGCCCGGCCCUGCGGGUGCUGGGGGCCUGGGGUCCCACAGGCAGCGAGAGCAUCCCCGGGGGGAUGCAGGGGCAGCGUGCCAGCAGGGAUGGUGCCCAGAGGGAGCGCGGCACUUCGGUCCUCGCUGGGUAGUCAGGCCCCAGCAGCACCCGCCACUGGGCUGGGGGGGGGGUCCCGGGAAAAUCCUGCCGGAAGGGAAGGGAUUUUCCCAGGGCGCACUUGCCAGUGGUCCCCAAGGGACCUGCCCGGGUAUGGGGUGCAGCGGCAUGGGGCAAUGGGUUAGGGGCUCCCAGGGGACUGGGGUGCUGCAGGCUCGGGGUGCUGCAUGCUCAGGGGAUGCUGCGGGCUCGGGGAUGCUCUGGGGCACAGUGGGUCCAGCACGAUGGGGGCAGCUGUCCCCCCCCCGGGGAGGGCUCGGUGGCGGGUGGCCAUGGCAGUGGGUGGCCGUGGUGAUAGGACUGGGGACACGGUGUGGAUGCGGAAGGGCCAGGAGGUGGAUCUGCAAUGUCGGGGGUGGAAAGGAGAGCAGGAUGGCGGUGAGCCUUGCCCUGGCCCUGCCUGCAAUGUGGGGCUCGGGCAGGAGCCGUGGGGUGGAUGCCGAGGAAGAGGAGCGAGGCCGAAGGGAGCGAGGGGGAUGGCAAGGUGGGAGGAAGGCUGGCGCGGGGACCAGAGGUGUGCCUGGCACAGCCGGGGCAGGACCAAAGCGCCGAUGCAGGAAGGUGCCAGAGGAGCCGGGAGAGGUCGGGCAGUGCCACCCAUCACCGCCAGCCCGGGGCCGUGGCCUCGCGGCGGCUGCCAGGUCCCCCUGUGCCGGGUCGCCAGUGGCAGGGCACGCCGUGCCAGCCGGGGGGAAUUUUUGACCGUGGGGGUGGGGGGCAUCGUAUGUGCACUAAAGUUAUAAUGAUACCAAAUUUGUGACUUUUUUUUAUAAACUAAGCUGUAUUUGUA